AUGACUAAAGGGAUGCCUUGCCCUGAUAGUGUUGGCUGUUCUAAAUUGAUUUUAAGACUCAACAAGCCAUGGUGCUCAAGGAAAAUCACUAAAUUAAAUAAAAUGGAAGUUUUUUACUUAUCUCCUAUUUCAUCAUUUCUAAACCUCAUUGAAACCCAUUACGAUUCUUCCAGCUACACCUGUACAUAUUUCUUGCCCCAAUCGUUACAAACUGAAUCAUUAAUGGCAGUAGUUUUUGAUCAGGAAGCUUCUCUAUAUAAGAUUGGUGUAUUUAUGGUUAUGAUUGAUGAUAUUCCAAUUAUAAUGAAAGAUGAAGAUAGCUCAUUUACUUUUGAGGCCACACUGCUGGAAGCUUAUAAAACUAAUGAUGAAAAAGUAUUGUUUUUUCUAACUGAACUUAACAUUAGUUUACCUCUUGAAAAUGAUAACACUGCCCUCGUAAUUGCUAGUAAAAAAGAAGAUUCCUCUGCUCUUGACGCAGUAAAGGCACUCGUACUUAGUGAAGUUUUGAAUAAUAACAUUCAAAAUGAUAAAGGAUGGACUGCUUUGAUGUAUGCUAGUGCCAACGGAUAUCACCAGGUUGUUGAACUGUUACUUAAUAAAAAUCCAGAUAUUAAUAUUCAAGAUAAUGAAGGAUGGACUGCUUUGAUGCAUGCUAGUGUCAAUGAUCCAGAUAUUAACAUUCAAGAUAUUAUUUAUGGAAUGACUGCUUUGAUGCUUGCUAGUAACAAAGGACAUCACCAGGUUGUUGAACUCUUACUCAGUAAAAAUCCAGAUAUUAACAUUCAAGAUAAUGAUGGACAGACUGCUUUGAUGUAUGCCUGUCACAAUGGACAUCACCAAGUUGUUAAACUAUUACUGCAUAAAAAUCCAGAUAUUAACAUUCAAGAUAAUGAUGGACAGACUGCUUUAAUGUAUGCCUGUCACAAUGGACAUCACCAGGUUUUUCAACUCUUACUGAGUAAAAAUCCAGAUAUUAACAUUCGAGAUAAUGAUGGACAGACUGCUUUAAUGUAUGCCUGUCACAAUGGACAUCACCAAGUUGUUGAACUAUUACUGCAUAAAAAUCCAGAUAUUAACUCUCAAAAUUCUGGCAUUACAGUGGAACCUCUGUAUAACGUUUGUUCAGACUUUACGAUAGCUGGUUUUACAUCUCCUGAUGAGUGUGCUCGAUUGCUUGACAAGUUUAGCUUUAGUAAUUUUAUUACUAUAUUAGAACUUUUACUAGAUUAUCAUCCUAAUCAUAUUCACACUAUUAAUGGUAAGGAGCUUCAUUCAUUAGAACUGGCAGCACUGUCCAAUAAUUUUGAUGCAGUUGCAGUUUGUAUGAAGAAAUGUGAUAUCACACCAGAAGACAUCAUCAGUGCUAUAUCCUUAGCAUGUUAUGGAGGCCAUUCUUCAAUGAUAAUUCAUUUGUCUGAGAAAAUAAUGUCUUUUUCAAAUGGCGAGGGAAAAUUAUUAGCAGCAGCUGCUGAGGGAGAUUUAGGAACAUUAAUUAGUAUGAUUUAUGAAGUUGGUAUAAGUCCAGAUACUCCACUAGUAGCUGGUAUAACUCCAUUAAUGAUAGCAGCUUCAUGUGGACACAUUGAACUAGUUGAUACACUAAUACAAGCUGGAGCUGAUGUUAACAGAAGAAAUGAUGAAGGAAUGAAUGCACUGGAUAUAGUGAAUGGUGUUGAGUUUUACAAUCGAUCUGAUAUUAAAGAGCUACUAAUUACUAACACUCCAGCUGGUGAACCAGAUCCAGUGUCAAACAAUAGUGAGACUACUGAUCCCGUAUCAAAUAAUGCUGAGUCAACUAAUAAGAAACACAGUACUGUUACAGCAAUCAAGUCAAUAUUUGGCCUGUUUAGUUCAUUUAUGAAGAAAGCUUAUGAUCCAUACUACAGCAAGCAAAAACAACUGAAGAUACCUUAUGGAAUAGCAAAUACACCAAAUUCAGCAGUGACAAAUAAUAUGUCACAGCUUGUGUCUUAAUCAAUGAUUGAUUGC
Amphimedon queenslandica is the source of this 1992-nucleotide messenger RNA. RefSeq names its product ankyrin repeat domain-containing protein 50-like. Lineage: Eukaryota; Metazoa; Porifera; Demospongiae; Haplosclerida; Niphatidae. Gene Ontology annotation, molecular function: protein binding. Gene Ontology annotation, biological process: innate immune response. The transcript is spliced from 3 exons. The coding region runs from base 1 to 1977 and encodes 658 amino acids. The record is from RefSeq and is a predicted model, not a curated record. Gene Ontology annotation, cellular component: cytoplasm.